This is a messenger RNA of Prunus armeniaca (apricot), 1224 nucleotides long. Lineage: Eukaryota; Viridiplantae; Streptophyta; Magnoliopsida; Rosales; Rosaceae. The record is from the annotation of a GenBank genome assembly.
AUGCAGACAGCUGCUAGCUGUACUCUGAGCCAUUCGAGGUUAGGUCCCAAGACCAAUGUGCUCGAGAGGCUAGGCCCACAAUCCAAUGUUCGUGCUCGCUUAGGUCCACAAGGAGCUCGAGUUCGGGAUCGACCCUUGGGAGCUGGAGAAGAAGUUAACCAAUCACGCUCGAGGCACCGAAGACGUCAACUUGAACGACCUUCCUUGCGAGCAGACGAUGACGAUCAACGCUCACCAGCCCGCUUGAGGUCCAACACGCAGCGACAAGCUGUGGAGGGAUCCUCCCAAACUCAACCUUCUCUCCUGCCCCACGGGCAGGGCAACCAAGGGGAUCGACCCUUGGGAGCUAGAGAAGAAGUUAGCCAAUCAUGCUCGAGGCACCGAAGACGUCGACCAGAACGAUAUUCCCUGCGAGCAGAGGAUGACGAUCGAUGCCCACCAGCCCGCUUGAGGACCAACACGCGGCGACAAGCUGCAGAGGAAUCCUCACAAGCUCAAUCUCCUAAUCUGCCUCACGGGCAGGGCACCCAAGGGGAUCGACCCUUGGGAACCGAGGAAGAAUUUAGCCAGUCGCACUCGAGGCACCGAAGACAUCGGCCCGAGACUCCAACCCUGCGAGCAGAGGAUGUCGAGAAGCUAGUAAAGGACCAACUUCGAGGUCUCCGACUUAAAGGAAGCACAGAGGAGGCCCUGUGCAAGGAAAUUGAUCGAGUUGAAUGCUCGCCAUUUACUAACAAGGUGGAACAAGCUCCGCCGCCGAAGCGAUUUACAACGCCAUCCAUCACUCCAUUCAAGGGGGACUCUGACCAUGAGAGCCAUUUGAGGCACUUCAAGAGCGCUAUGAUUCUGUACAAGGCAGAUGACGCCUUGAUGACUUUGCGAGGAGCAGCUCAGGAUUGGUUCCACACUCUACCGUCCGCGUUGAUAAGCAACUUCAAGGAGUUCGCCAUCAUUUUCACAAAGGAGUACAUCUCUUACAAGACGGUCAGAAAGCAUGCGGACCACCUGUUCAACCUGCGCAAGAAGCCAGACGAGUCUCCACGAGACUACCUGAAACGGUUUAAGGCUGAGAAGGCUAACAUCAUAGGAUGCAACGACCAAGUUGCAUCCUCAGCUUUCAAGAAGGGCUUGCCAACCGAGCACGAGCUAUAUCGGGAGCUGGCCAUAACUCCAAGUCAAACCUUGGCAGAAGUGUUCGCGACGGCAGAGCGCUACGCAGUUUAG